AUGGCCGCUAUCCGCUCAGAAGGUCUAUGUGCUACAGAACUAAGCAACAAGGAGGAGAUUAUCGCGCUUCUAGACCGCCGUCGACGAUUGAUCUAUGACAAGCCAGACGUGGAAGAACUGGGUAAAUUAUUACGCCUUCAUGAAUUGGCUCUAUGGUUUUUGGAAGACUAUCAAAAAACCAUGAAAGCCCCUGAUUGGAUAGGAGAACCAAAAUGGAGCCAGCUAAAGCCACUCAAGCUUUCAGUCGACGAGAGACGGCGCUUUCUCCGGGGGUUCUAUCGCCUGCAGAUAUGGGCCAAUAUAUUCGGUAACGCCAUAUAUCAGUAUUGCGAAGAACAUCUAGAGUUACCGUAUGAUAUCAGCCACUCGCCACUGGAUUUCUUCCGAGAGUACGGUGCUGAUGAUGGAUGGGCUACGAGAAACCGUUUUGACUGUCUGGCGGCAUUAGUCACAAAAGGUCCCAAGUUCGUUUACAGCAUCCUGACCAAACGAAACGAGGAAGUCUUGACUUGCAUAUGCGACAAUAUCAGGCCGAACAUCAAGCAUUUUGAAUGUUUGAUGUCGCUUGAGAACCCUUUCAAUCUUCAUGGAAGCAAUCUUGCGGACCCUCUCCAUCCCCAACAUCUUCUCUAUCCCGCAGACUGUUACGGCACUGGCAAUAUUCAAAGCUUCAAAAAUCUUAUCAAGACACUGCCAGUAGAAAAGCGUCCGGGUCCCUGUUGGCUGUACGGUUGGUCCUUGCCUGGUCACCCCUUCAUCAUUAAUGAUGCAUUUCUUGCUCAUGUGCUUAACACUGGACUUUGGCAUGGCCCUUGGAAAUGGGGAUACGCUUUCUGGGACCUCAAUCGCGUGGCUGAAUGGACAGUACCGGAUUUCAGAUUUGCUGGUUAG
Messenger RNA from Aspergillus mulundensis, 891 nucleotides. RefSeq lists its product as uncharacterized. The record is from RefSeq and is a predicted model, not a curated record. The coding region runs from base 1 to 891 and encodes 296 amino acids. Lineage: Eukaryota; Fungi; Ascomycota; Eurotiomycetes; Eurotiales; Aspergillaceae. The transcript has 2 exons.